UGUAUGUUUUUCCAUUUUAGAUGUUUUUCUUUAUGUUGUUGUUAAAUGAGUCUGCUCCUAAAUGAGUUCAACAUUUCAGGUAAGAGAUGAAGAUUCUAGGCAGGGCAUUUCGGAAUGCCUCACUCAUACAAGUGCUGGAUCGAGAUUAUUAGCUUUUUAUUUAAGCAUGAAGACCCAUACAUACCAAUUUCCCAAGUCAACAUGUCUUGACGGCAAGGAGCGUUGCUCCAUAUGCUUGGAUGAUUAUUACGACAAGGAAAAACUCACAGAAAUCAGUUGUGGUCAUAUAUACCAUUAUGAUUGUAUUAGAGAGUGGAUCAAGCUCAAGAACAUUUGUCCUAUUUGCAAGAGGGAUCCAGCUGCAACAAUCAGUUAAAUUCUUUGUUUGGUGGACUAACUAGUGGAGUGGCAUCAUUAAUCUCAAAAGAGUUGAGUUAAACCUAAAAAUAAGGAACCAUUCUGAGUUUGAGAAAAACAAUGGUCUUUUAGUUUGAUGUGCUUUCUUUCUUUUCUGAUGAUGCUAAGUUUUAUCUACACUUUGAAGCUGAGUAAAAAUUGGUAUUCAUGUUGGUUUGAGUGGUUGAUAUUGAACAAAUUUGGUUCAUAAUCUCGAUGUUUAUGGCAGGUUUUGAAAACCUCUUGAUUCUUAGCUUUUAAUGCCUCCCGAGUUUUUUCCUAUAUAGAAGGUAGGCAUUCUAUUCAACUAAACACCAACAACAAGAAAAGUAAGUAUUUUCAUUCCAAAUCAUCAAUAACAAAAAUCAAUAGGCUGAUUC
Molecule: messenger RNA, 776 nt
Organism: Solanum tuberosum (potato)
Lineage: Eukaryota; Viridiplantae; Streptophyta; Magnoliopsida; Solanales; Solanaceae
Product: E3 ubiquitin-protein ligase MBR1-like
Exons: 3
Coding region: 62-376 (104 amino acids)
Molecular function (GO): ubiquitin protein ligase activity
Source: RefSeq, a predicted model, not a curated record